UGUGAAGUUGUCUCUCGACGCCUCUCUUGGUUGAUUGGCUGUUGCUCUGUGGAAAUCUGUAAUUUACUGUGCAAAAUCCUAACAUUUCCCACCAAAGUAGUAUCUCAAGCCCGAGCUGAGGUACGUCUGGAGAUAGUGAGCAGGAAAUAAAGAGCUGAAAAAAACGGUGAGGAAUAGCCGGAAAGGCGAGCGACAGAGAUGAGUCAGCCCACUACUAAGCAAACCGGGAGAAGGACUCCGCAGACAAAGCCGAAGAUCCCCAAGGAUCUCGCUGAGGGAUCAAUGGUUGUGUCUGUCAGUAAUUUGGACAAGAUUACGCUUGAGAAGUUAAUAGAAACACCGAAGGCAGUGGCGGCAUCACCGAAGAAGGAGGCGAAAGAGAGCAAAGCCGCUAAUUCUCCUGCGGAGAAAGUCGUAGUUAAUGUGCCGGAAGCGAAGGCGCCCACUGAAGGUGCCCAGAAUGGAUCUACGUCGGAGAAGAAGGCGACAAAUGGCGUGAACAGUGAGAAGACGGAGGAGGUGACCAAUGGAGAGGGCAAAGUGAGGGAGAGCCCUCGUCAGAAGGCGGCCAAGGAGGCGGAGAAGAAGAAGGAAGUGGCAGAAGUGGAGAAGAAGGAAGCGGAGGCGAAGUCUGAGUUAAAUGCGUCAACGGCUUCCACGAUGUCGCUGGCCAAGGAGAAGGAGCUGAAGGGCUUCAAGGACAACGGUGAUGAGAUGGCGUCGAUCGUGCUGCAGCCAGAUGAGGUCUCCGGGGCGCUAUUUGACUCUCCGCGUCCCAACAAGACACCCGGCAAGGGACUGAAGGGUGUCGCGACGCCCAAUCGCGCCCGUAUCAGUCCCUUCCGGAAGUCGGAGCGCCUCCAAAACGUGAGCACUGCCGUGAAUCUAAGCACAGUGAGCGAACAGAGCAAUGAAGUAGCUCCGUCGCCGCCUGUGGAUCAGUCUUUCGGCUCGUUGCGUCACGUCAGCGGCCGGCGAAGCUUUUCCAAUCGUCCCUUGCGCGAGUUCACCUUCCAGAAUGCGCACAGGGAGUCGUACAGGAAGCUACCUGAGGCAUACGAUGACUCCAUCUCCAGCGUGAACGCCACCGUUGGCUCGGAGAUCCACAGCGACAGCUUCCGCACUCCCAUCGUGGCGUCUGUGAAGGGACGCAAGAGGGAACUCACACCGCACGACAGUGACGAUGAUAUUCGCAUUGUGGACAAGACGCCGGGAAAGCGAGCCAGGCUCGAUUUGAGUGCUUUUCUGGGAUUCAUGGCCAGUCCAGUUACUCUGCUGCGCAAUAAAUUUCAGAGAGCAAACAUCCAGAGCAGCACGCCCAAUCAGUCGUUCGUGGUGGAGGAACUGGGCAAGGAUGCUGGCGACAAGGAGGUCGACUUGAAUUGUUCCAAAGAGCAGGAGAAGAGCGUGGAACUCGGCGAGGAGCCCAAGGACGGCCCUGAGGGCGUGAGUGAGGACUUGGAGCUGCUCAAGGAGAAGGUGGAGGACAUUGAGAUGAAGACACCCGCCCAGGGACGUCGCGCCUGUGUCGUCAUGUAAGUUCCCACCGAUCAACAACCUCCGUGUAUUUUCUACAUAUUAUCGUAAUUUUUAUAACUAUGGACCCAUUCAAUUGUAUCGUUUAUACUUGAAAGCGCCACAAACGCAUUACAAUAUCGACUAGGUGUUUAUUUGCAGAGAAAUUGUUUAGUUUUUAUAGACCAUUUACUCGCGAUUAGUGUUUUUUGUGUAGAGCGCGAAUUGAAAUCACAGAAUGCGAGGAAUAGUUAUCCUUGACAUUUUUAUUAUUAAUUUUUUCGAAUUGGAAAAUACAAUCCACAAUAAAGACAUUUUUUCUCAUAAUUCUGUAUUAUCUUUUUAUUUCCAAUGCGAGGAAAUAUUGAGCGUAGUUCAUUUCUCAAUUGG
Molecule: messenger RNA, 1905 nt
Organism: Phlebotomus argentipes
Lineage: Eukaryota; Metazoa; Arthropoda; Insecta; Diptera; Psychodidae
Product: neurofilament heavy polypeptide-like
Exons: 3
Coding region: 199-1539 (446 amino acids)
Source: RefSeq, a predicted model, not a curated record